Fusarium falciforme is the source of this 2142-nucleotide messenger RNA. RefSeq lists its product as hypothetical. NCBI's taxonomy places the organism in Eukaryota, Fungi, Ascomycota, Sordariomycetes, Hypocreales, Nectriaceae. The coding region runs from base 1 to 2142 and encodes 713 amino acids. The transcript is spliced from 5 exons. The record is from RefSeq and is a predicted model, not a curated record.
AUGUUUGAAUCUCCCUCUCCAGAGCCAAGCUCACAGGAACCGGCAACCACUUCAACUGCACCUGCCCGAGGUUCAUGGCUCACUACACCUAACGACGAGCCCCCUCAGGAGGAAUUCGCCUUCGCAGCCCCUCCACCUCGUGGUAGCAACCUCGCAUUUUGGUCACAUCGGCCUCCUUCUUUCGUGCCUCAGCAUAUCCCACCACAUCCAGGGCCUGCUACCCAAAUCCCCACCGGAUGUCAGCCUCCAGCUCUUUCCACAGCUCUGCGCCCCCAGAGCCAGAACUUUACCGCUCAUGAGAGUCCUCCUGUUUCACAUCACGAGAGCUUUCAAGGCCGCCUUCACUCGUGUCCCCAAGACAGCACUCCCGAACAACCCCAGAGCUAUCAUCACGAGGAAAGCCCUUCUACCACGGAUCAUGACUCCAGCGGCUCCCUUCCAACUUUGUCUCUCGCAUCCACUUUUCCCGAAGAAGAUCCCAGAGUUCGAGAGCGGCUUCAAUCGCAGUCCACCAACGUCCCCAUACCACCUGUUCAGGAUUGCCCCGAGAUCCGCCAGCAGCGUCCUUCUGAGUUCGACACAAAUAUCAGAAUGGAGGUCAUGCAAGGUGUUGUGGACGCAGUCAACCGAUUCCAUGCCCUGGGCAAGGUUGAGCGUGACCUCGCUGGCGAAGAGAUCGAGAAGCUACAAGGCGAGCUCUGUCGCAACGAGAGGACUCUGGAGAUUGCCUAUCGAGAAUUGGACAAGAAGAAUGAGCUGUUGGCCGAGAGACGUGCACAGUUGAUCUAUCAAGAAGAACAGUUGACUGAGCAAGAAGAACAGUUGGCUGAGAAAGAUACAGUCGCUCGUGAGUGCAUGGCUGAAAGCAACCAGUGGAAAGAGAAGACACUCUCCGCUCUGCAGGAAAAGGACACCCUUCUCGCCGACAUCGCGUCUCUUCGCAGCAAGCUUGGCAAGUCGCAAAAGCUCACAGAGAACAUGUCAUCCAAGCUGCGUGAGUACAAGGCGAAGCUCAACGAAGCGAUUGACGAACAACAAGAUCUCUACCACAGAUCUCUCGCCUACUGCGAUUCAGCCACCAACACAAUCCAGCAAGAGAAGAAUGUCCGAGCAUCCAGCGCAAGCGAAGUUGUCAUGGCACUUGAGGCAAACCGCAACAAGCAGGUUGAGUUGCGGGAAGGCUACAAAACGGUCUGCGAAGAGCUUCAGCGAGAUGGCGAGAGAAAAGAAGAACAUAUUCAGCAGCUAGAGGCGGAUCUGGCGAACCAAGGAGCCGAGCUCACUCGAGAGAAGCAGUCUUCGGCCACACUUCGAUCCUGCAUCCAAGAGAAUUCCAACAUCGACCAAGUGAUGAAGCUUCUUCAGGACCAACACCAAUUGUUCCUUUCGAAGUUCGAUGCAAUCUCGACGUCCCUGUCAGAGAAUCGAAUCAAGGCAUCUGAUCUGAAGACGGCGGGCGACAAGUUCAAGGAUACCAUCCUUGCAAGCAUUCUGCCCGAGUUUCAGUCCCUGCAUGCUCAGCAAGUUGCAAUCAAUGACACUCUCGAGCAAGAGUUUGAACAAGAAGGUGUUUCCCUUGAGGAUCUCAGCGUGAAGUUCGAAGAGUUCGCGAAGAGAGCGGGGGAGGUCCAAGGUUUGCGAGAGUCCUUGGUCGUCGCUUUGCAAGACGCGGUCGAAAAGAGCGAUGCACUCCGCAAGAGCCAGGAUGAAGUGAUCGCGGCUCUCAGAAUCCAAGUCGAUGGCGUCAAUGGACAAGUGCCGGUACAGCAAAGCGUCAACACUACCCUCAACCAGAUGGCCGGCCCCGAUGGGACAUCGCACUCCAGUCGCACACUAAUCGGCGGCGCAGACCACGAUGUCGGUGACCCAGACUCUCAACCUCCUUACACUCCGACUCCGAACCCACGCGAUCGAAAGGUCAUUGUGAGCAGUCCCGAAAAAUACUCGGUGUCAGCAGGAAGGCCAAUAUCGGUUGCUGAAGAGCAAUCACGACGACGUGAUGCCAGUGCUCCACGUCCGCGUUCGGCUCUACGAAACUACGCUGGCGUGACGAAGCCUACAAACUCCCAGAGAGUCUCACCUAGCGCACCCUUCACUUCGUGGCAUGUGUAUGAAAGGAGACGGCGCAAUGGCAACAAUUGA